Messenger RNA from Salarias fasciatus (jewelled blenny), 1608 nucleotides. RefSeq names its product guanine nucleotide binding protein (G protein), alpha activating activity polypeptide, olfactory type. The transcript is spliced from 12 exons. Gene Ontology annotation, cellular component: cytoplasm; heterotrimeric G-protein complex. Lineage: Eukaryota; Metazoa; Chordata; Actinopteri; Blenniiformes; Blenniidae. Bases 47 to 1549 code for a protein of 500 amino acids. Gene Ontology annotation, biological process: sensory perception of chemical stimulus; adenylate cyclase-activating dopamine receptor signaling pathway. Gene Ontology annotation, molecular function: G-protein beta/gamma-subunit complex binding; GTP binding; GTPase activity. The record is from RefSeq and is a predicted model, not a curated record.
UUUAAUUUAUGAGAAGCCCCACUGACAGACACUCACGGGUUUCAUCAUGGGGCUGUGCUACAGUCUGCGGCCCCGGCUCUUCGGGGACCUGAGCGGCUCGAUCUCCAACGCGACCUCGGACUCGGACCAGCCUCCGGACGCCGCCGUGCCGACCCGCGCCGGGGGAGCCCGCCAGGAGGACACGGGGGGAUGCGGGGAGACGUCGUCCCUACGCGGCGGCGGCGGCGGCGGCCUGGUGCGCCCCGGGGAGCCUGCCCGGCUCCCGGCCGGGGAGCACCGCCGCGGAGACGCCGGUACCGACGGGGUGCUCAUUCAGAACGGAGGCGGCGGCGGCGGCGGCGGCGGAGGCAAGGGGACCGGGAAGGACCGCGGCCGCCGCCUGCAGCUGCUGCAGAAGACGAGCACCCACAAGCAGAAGAACUGGGACAAACUGCUGGUGGAGGAGAAGGAGGCCGAGAAGGAGGCGAAGAAAGUCAGCAAGAACAUCGACAAGGCGCUGAAGGAGCUGAAGCGGGAGUACAAGCAGACGCACCGGCUGCUGCUGCUCGGUGCGGGAGAGUCCGGAAAAAGCACCAUUGUGAAGCAGAUGAGGAUCCUACACGUCAACGGCUUCAACGCGGAAGAAAAGAAACAGAAAAUCCAAGAUAUUCGGAAAAACGUGAAGGAUGCCAUAGUGACUAUUGUGUCGGCGAUGAGCACUUUAAUACCCCCAGUCCCGCUAGCCAACCCAGAGGACCAAUUCAGAAUCGAAUACAUCAAAAGCAUAGCACCACUCUCUGACUUUGACUAUUCACAGGAGUUCUUUGAUCACGCAAAGAAGCUGUGGGACGACGAAGGAGUGAAAGCAUGCUUCGAGAGGUCUAACGAAUACCAGCUCAUCGACUGCGCACAAUAUUUUCUGGACAGAAUCGACUCUGUAAGACAGAGCGACUACACACCAACGGACCAGGACCUGCUACGCUGCCGAGUGUUAACUUCAGGGAUUUUCGAGACGAGGUUCCAAGUAGAUAAAGUGAACUUCCACAUGUUUGACGUUGGGGGCCAGCGAGAUGAGAGGAGAAAAUGGAUCCAGUGCUUUAACGACGUCACUGCUAUCAUCUUCGUGGUGGCCAGCAGCAGCUAUAACAUGGUAAUAAGGGAAGACAACAACACCAACCGGCUACGAGAAGCCCUGGACCUCUUCCGCAGUAUUUGGAACAACAGAUGGUUACGCACUAUAUCGGUCAUAUUAUUCCUGAACAAGCAGGACAUGCUGGCUGAGAAAGUAUUAGCUGGAAAAUCCAAAAUUGAAGACUACUUCCCCGAAUAUGCUCGCUACACCAUACCAAAUGAAGCAACUCCCGAACCCGGUGAAGACCCGAGAGUGACGAGAGCGAAGUUCUUCAUCCGAGACGAGUUUCUUCGGAUCAGCACUGCGAGCGGCGACGGCAGACACUACUGCUACCCACACUUCACCUGCGCCGUGGACACAGAGAACAUCCGGCGGGUGUUCAACGACUGCCGGGACAUCAUUCAGAGAAUGCACCUGCGGCAGUACGAACUCUUGUGAUGGGAGACCGUCUCCGUCAAGCCUUCUGUGUUUCUCCUCCACCCUCCUGCAUCCCCGAC